ACCAUUUUUCCCUCUCUAAAACCAUUUCUUUGUCUCUCUCUCUCUCUCUCUCUCCUCUCUUUCUCUCUCCCAACAGAAAGUAACAGAGAAAAGAAAACGAAGGGUACGGCCAUUUCAUUCUCUUGGCACGCCUUAUUACUUCUCUUCUCGAAGGGGGGAAAAAAUGCUUUUAGAAUCUUCGUUCAACGCUUUGCCGAAACCCAUUUGUUUUUCAGGGACUCUGCGUGGGGACAUUUUCUCGUAGUUACAAUUUGCGGUAAAAAAAGCGAACGAUGACUCAGAUGGAGGAAACCAAUUUCUCAGACAUUUAUGAGGGGGAGAUUGUAGGAAUCAGAUUUGGUUUGGCAAGUCAUCGGGAAAUUUGUACAGCAUCUGUUAGUGGAUCAUCUAUAAGCCAUGCUACACAACUUUCAAACCCUUUCCUUGGCCUGCCCCUAGAAUUUGGAAAAUGUGAAUCUUGUGGUACUUCUGAUCUUGGAAAUUGUGAAGGUCAUUUUGGAUAUAUUGAGUUACCGGUACCAAUAUAUCAUCCCAGCCACGUUAGUGAAUUGAAGAGAAUGUUGAGCUUACUGUGCCUGAAGUGCUUAAAAAUGAAAAAGAACAAGUUUCCAGUCAAGAAUGCUGGUAUCGCCGAACAGUUGUUAGCUUCAUGCUGUCAGGAUGCCUCACAAGUCUCAAUCGAAGAAGUUAAGAAAGAUACUUAUAGUCACUUGCGAUUGAAGGUGCCAUCUAACAAGAAAUUACACGAGGGUUUUUGGAAUUUCUUGGAAAGAUAUGGUUUUCGCUAUGGUGGUUCUCCUGGAGAGGAGCUUUUAAGACGUACUCUGCUUCCUUGUGAGGUCAUGGAAAUUUUCAAGAAAAUCCCUGAAGAAACUAGAAAGAAGCUGGUUGGUAAAGGUUAUUUUCCUCAAGAUGGUUAUAUCCUUCAAUAUUUGCCUGUUCCUCCAAACUGUUUGAGUGUUCCUGAAAUUUCUGAUGGUAUCACAAUCAUGUCAACGGAUCCAUCUACCUCCAUGCUGAAGAAGGUUCUAAGGCAAGGAGAAAUAAUCAAAAGUUCAAGGAGUCAACCAAAUUUUGAAUCCCUUGAAGUUGAAGCUAAUGAGUUGCAAUCUAUAGUCAAUCAGUAUCUUCAAGUUCGUGGUUCUGUGAAGGCGUCUCGUGAUAUAGAUGCACGAUUUGGGGUUAACAAGGAAGAGAAGAAUUCUUCUAGAAAAGUAUGGCUUGAGAAAAUGAGGACAUUGUUUAUCAGAAAGGGUUCAGGCUUCUCUUCCCGCUCUGUGAUCACUGGUGAUGCAUAUAAAGCAGUCAAUGAGGUUGGGAUUCCGUAUGAAAUUGCUCGAUGGAUUACCUUUGAGGAGAAGGUUAGUUCUCACAAUAUGAAGUAUCUGCAAGAGCUGGUAGACAACAAAUUGUGCCUAACCUAUAAGGAUGGGUCAUCAACAUAUUCGUUAAGGGAGGGGUCCAAAGGACAUACAUUUUUAAAACUAGGUCAAGUGGUUCAUCGAAGGAUCAUGGAUGGGGAUAUUGUUUUCAUCAAUAGGCCGCCAACAACUCAUAAACAUUCCCUACAAGCACUCAGAGUGUAUGUACACGAGGAUAAUACAGUAAAAAUAAACCCUCUUAUUUGUGGACCCUUAAGUGCAGAUUUUGACGGCGAUUGUGUUCACUUAUUUUAUCCUCAGUCUCCUGCAGCAAAAGCAGAGGUUUUGGAGCUUUUUUCAUUGGAGAAGCAAAUCCUUAGUUCUCAUAGUGGCGGUAUGAUAUUACAGUUGGCAUGCGACUCAUUAUUGUCUCUAAAGAUUAUGUUCAAGACAUAUUUUAUGGACAAAAUAGCAGCACAACAGUUGGUGAUGUUUGCUUCAUCUUCUUUACCACAACCUGCUUUUUGGCUGACUCAUUCUGGUGACCCUUUUUGGACUGCCUUGCAAGUGUUGCAGACGGCUCUUCCUACAUCAUUGGACUGUUAUGGGGAUAGAUUUCUUAUUAAAGGAAGUGAUAUCUUGGUCCUCGAUUUUAAUAGAGAUGUUUCUGUAAUUAAUGACAUCGGGGCCUCUAUUUGUUCUGAGAAAGGUUCUGAAGAAGUUCUGAAGUUCUUCAAUGCUCUACAACCUCUGCUGAUGGAAAAUAUUUUUGCACAAGGUUUUAGUGUGGGAUUGGAAGAUUUUUCCAUAUCGCAAGAGGUGAUAAAAAAUAUUACAAAGGAUAUCCAGCUUAUUUCUCCUUUGCUAUACCACUUGAGGUCCACAUACAAUGAGCUGGUGGAGUUGCAAUUGGAGAAUCAAAUUCGAUUUGCUAAAGCUCCAGUUACGAAUUUCAUUCUGAAGUCAUCAAGUAUGGGUAAUUUAAUUGACCCUAAAAGUGAUUCUGCAAUUAACAAGGUAGUUCAACAAAUUGGGUUCCUUGGCUUGCAAAUCUCUGACCGAGGAAAAUUUUAUUCCAAGACAUUGGUUGAGGAUGUUUCCUGUCUUUACACAAGAAAAUAUCCCGAAAAUGUAGACUAUCCUUCUGCAGAACACGGAUUAAUUAGAAGCUGCUUUUUUCAUGGUUUAGAUCCAUAUGAAGAGAUAGUUCAUUCAAUCUCUACUAGAGAAGUAAUUGUGCGGUCAUCAAGAGGAUUAACUGAGCCUGGAACGUUGUUCAAGAACUUGAUGGCUAUUCUUCGAGAUGUCGUCAUUUGUUACGAUGGAACUGUCAGAAAUGUUUGCAGCAAUUCUAUCAUUCAAUUUGAAUAUGGCAGAGGAAGUGCUCGGAAUUUAUACCCUGCUGGUGAACCGGUUGGCGUGUUAGCUGCAACUGCAAUGUCAAAUCCCGCAUAUAAAGCAGUUCUUGAUUCUAGCCCAAGCAGCAACUCUUCUUGGGAAUUGAUGAAGGAAAUACUACUUUGCAAGGCUAUUUUCAGAAAUGAGCUUAUUGAUCGCCGUGUAAUUUUAUAUUUGAAUCACUGUGGUUGUGGAAGAAAGUAUUGCCGAGAACAAGCUACAUAUUUGGUUCAGAAUCAACUGAAAAAAGUCAGUCUUAAAGAUACCGCAGUGGAGUUCAUGAUUGAAUACAAAAAUCAGUCUUCUUUUUCUGCUGUUGAUAUGAAUGCAGGCCUUGUAGGUCAUAUUCAUCUCAAUGAGGUGCUGUUAAAAGAGAUGGAUAUUGGUAUGAAUGAGAUUCUUCAAAAAUGUGAAGAGGCUAUUAAUUCAGUUCGGAAGAAGAAAUUAGGUAAACAUUUGAAGAAAGCAGUUCUAUCCGUCAGUGAAUGUUGCACUUUCCAUAAAUCUGGUUUGGAUGGAACAUCUGAAUUCCCAUGCUUAUUAAUUUCUAUUCGCGAGAAUAUGAAUGAUACGCUUGAGGAAUCUUCAAAGAUUCUUGCCGACUCAAUUUGCCCAUUUCUUUUGGAAACAAUAAUCAAAGGUGACUCUCGGAUUUCGUCAGCAAAGAUUACGUGGCUUAGUUCAGAUACAACUUCAAUAAGGAGUCCACAGAAUUCUGACAUGGGUGAAUUGGCCGUUGAUGUUGUUUUGGAUAAAUCAGCAAUCAAGCGAAGUGGAGAUGCAUGGAGGAUAGUCAUUGACUCUUGUCUUCCUGUAUUGCAUUUAAUUGAUACUAGGCGUUCUAUUCCAUACGGCAUUAAACAAAUCCAGGAAUUGCUAGGAAUUUCUUGUGCUUUCGAUCAAGCGGUUCAGCGCCUUUCAACAUCGGUAUCAAUGGUGAGCAAAGGCGUUCUCAAAGAGCAUCUCAUCCUCUUGGCAAACAGUAUGACAUAUGCUGGAAAUUUGAUUGGCUUCAAUUCUGGUGGUUAUAAGGCGCUAACUCGGUCAUUGAAUGUUCAAGUUCCAUUUACUGAAGCUACACUAAUUACACCAAAAAGAUGUUUUGAGAGGGCAGCUGAAAAGUGUCAUGUGGAUUCUUUGACGAGCAUAGUUGCGUCAUGUUCUUGGGGUAAGCACGUUGCAGUUGGUACUGGCUCAAGGUUUGAUAUCCUCUGGGACACAAGAAAGGUGGAAUUUAAUCAAGCGGGUGGAGUUGAUGUCAACAAUUUUCUUCAUAUGGUGAGCACUGCAUAUGGAGAAGAAGCAAGCACUGCCUGUCUAGGUGAAGAAAUUGAUGAUUUGAUGCCAGGAGACGACAUUGCAGAGUUGUGUCUCUCACCAGAAAACUUCAAUUCUGACAGGCCAGUCUUUGAAGAUAUUGAUGAAUUUCAGGAUAUUUCAGAAAAGGAUUUACCUGGGAAAUCGAGUUGGGAUAAUCUGUCAUCUUUCAGAUCUGGGUCUAGCAGUGGUAAGGAAUGGGGCUCUAAUAAUAAUGUUGGAACUAAGUAUGAUGUUGGGUCUAGUUGGGGAACGGCAAAUAAAGAAGAACAAGAGGUGAUCCCGUCUAAAGGCGAGCCCGAUAAUUCCUGGUCAAAUGGUUGGGAAAAUAAAAACUCUGGACGUAUGGAGCUUGAAACAAUGAAGUCUGAUUGGAGAGGAGACGCAGAUGAAAGACAUAAUCCCUUUUCUUCAAAACCCCAAGAGUCGUCUAAGAGAUCUGAUGUUUGGGAUGCCACUCCUGGGUGGGGUACAAAUACAGCAUCGGAAAAGGUUUCAUCUAGUACAGGGUGGAAUUCUGAAAAUAUUUCAUCUGGUGCGGGAUGGAGUAAAGCGGAUUCAGAUAACAGCCAUGCCAAAGGGUGGAAUUCUGAAAAUAUUUCAUCUGGUGCGGGAUGGAGUAAAGCGGGUUCAGAUAACAGCCAUGCCAAAGGGUGGAAGUCUGAAAAUAUUUCAUCUGGUGCGGGAUGGAGUAAAGCGGAUUCAGAUAACAGCCAUGCCAAAGGGUGGAAUUCUGAAAAUAUUUCAUCUGGUGCGGGAUGGAGUAAAGCGGGUUCAGAUAACAGCAGCCAUGCCAAAGGGUGGAAUUCUGAAAAUAUUUCAUCUGGUGCGGGAUGGAGUAAAGCGGAUUCAGAUAACAGCCAUGCCAAAGGGUGGAAUUCUGAAAAUAUUUCAUCUGGUGCGGGAUGGAGUAAAGCGGGUUCAGAUAACAGCCAUGCCAAAGGGUGGAAUUCUGAAAAUAUUUCAUCUGGUGCGGGAUGGAGUAAAGCGGGUUCAGAUAACAGCAGCCAUGCCAAAGGGUGGAAUUCUGAAAAUAUUUCAUCUGGUGCGGGAUGGAGUAAAGAGGAUUCAGAUAACAGCCAUGCUAAAGGGUGGAAUUCUGAAAAUAUUUCAUCUGGUGCGGGAUGGAGUAAAGCGGGUUCAGAUAACAGCCAUGCCAAAGGGUGGAAUUCUGAAAAUAUUUCAUCUGGUGCACGAUGGAGUAAAGCGGAUUCAGAUAACACCCAUGCCAAAUCUACUGAUUGGAACACCACGUCUGACAGAACAAAGACGAUGACAAAAAAUACUUGGUCUGGAUGGCAUGGAGAAAAAUCUGAAAAGGAAGAUAUCCUCAGUACAAAAUCCCAACAAGAUUUACCAAGAAACAGUGAUUGGGGAGCUGUGUCGAAUCGAGAAAACAAUGCUGAACGUGCUUAUGAGUUUGUUUCUAAGGACCAGCCCUUGCCCGAUCAAGUAAGCGAGCCUUGCGACUGGGAUAACAAGUUGACUCCCCAAAAAGCAGUAUCUGGUUGGCUUUCUUCAAAUGAUGAAGGGUGGACCAAAGAUGCAAAUUCAUCAGAGAGGAAGGAACCUACUGACUCUCCUGUUGUAUAUAAUUCAUGGGAAAAGAGAACGUCUUCUGAAAUUUCUCAAAAUGUGGAAUCAGCUAGUUUCAAUAGUUGGCUACCACGUGCUGGAGAUGGUGGUGAAGUUGAAAAACCUAAUGAGUGGGUAAAGAAAAGUGGGUCAUUCAAGAAAAAUCAUGGUGAGACGUCAGGGGGUUGGGGUUCAGAUUCUGGUGACUGGAAGAUAAAGAAGAAUCACCCUGGUAAAUUUCCUAGGAUGAACAAUGACAAUACCUCGGUCAGACUAUUUACAGAAACAAGACAGAGAUUGGAUCUGUUCACAUCUGAGGAACAAGAUGCCCUCUCUCUCAUUGAACCAACCAUGAAGUCCAUCAGAAGAAUUAUGCAUAAGUCUGGGUACAAUGAUGGGGACCCAAUUCGACCUGAAGAUCAAUCAUUUAUAAUUGACAAUGUCUUCAAUUACCAUCCUGAUAAAGCUGCUAAAAUGGGUAGCGGAAUCGAUCAUCUUAUGAUUAGUAGGCACAGCAGUUUCCAGGAUAGCAGGUGCUUGUAUGUAGUCUCAACUGAUGGUCGUAAAGAAGAUUUUUCAUACCGAAAAUGCCUGGGCAACUUAAUCAAGAGCAGGUUCCCGGAUGUGGCUGAUGAGUUCCUUGACAAGUAUUUUAGGAAACCCAAACCCGGAGGGAAUCAAGAUCGGAUCUCGACCCCGGAGCCAGCGUGGAACAACACCCAGGCUCCCACCCCAGAGCCGUCGGGGAACACCAUGGCUCCGACCCCGGAGCCAUCUGAGAUAGAGAAGAUGUAAUUGGCUUAACAUUGCAUUCCUUUCAUUUGGGUGUUUAUUUAGGACCUUCUUUCGUUACAUCAGAUUGUAAAUACAUGCGGGUUUUCCCCCAUCUGCCGUUUUUAUUUGUACAUACUAGCAGAUGGUCUUGUAAUUAUCAGCUCCACCAGUUAUCCGUGUUUUUUUUUUGCUUUUUUGUUUUUUCAAGUCAUCUUAUGAUUGUAGAACAUGAUAUGAUUUAGGUGAAAAAAAAAAACCCAGAACAGGAUGAGUUCAAAGUUGAGAAAAUCAGAACGCUGAUCUAUUGAAGGACCUUCACUAGACAGAUAAAAAUCGGUUGUAAACUGUGAUAAAAAUCGGUUGUAAAGUGUUCUGUUUUUAUCCAUGAAGUCCAUUUCUGACUGGUUAGGUUUCAAACGAGAGAAUGAAAUCCAUU
Morus notabilis is the source of this 6861-nucleotide messenger RNA. RefSeq names its product DNA-directed RNA polymerase V subunit 1. Gene Ontology annotation, cellular component: RNA polymerase II, core complex. The transcript is spliced from 19 exons. Bases 273 to 6446 code for a protein of 2057 amino acids. The record is from RefSeq and is a predicted model, not a curated record. Gene Ontology annotation, molecular function: DNA binding. Lineage: Eukaryota; Viridiplantae; Streptophyta; Magnoliopsida; Rosales; Moraceae. Gene Ontology annotation, biological process: DNA-templated transcription.